AUGGCUAAAGUGGAGGAGAAUUCAGCUAGUGAUCAUCGAAUGGCUAAAAUGUUAAAGCAGACAGAUUUGAAGCCAUUGAUCAUGGAAGGAAAAAAGGUCAUUACCAUGUCGACUAGAAAGGAAGUCAACAAGGGAGCAUGGACACCCGAGGAAGAUAGAAAACUAGCUGAGGUUAUUGCAGUUCAUGGUGCUAAAAAGUGGAAAACAAUUGCAACCAUUGCAGGCCUGAAUCGAUGUGGUAAGAGUUGCAGGCUUAGAUGGUUGAAUUACCUGAGACCCAACAUUAAGAGAGGCAAUAUAUCUGACCAAGAAGAGGAUUUGAUUCUUAGGCUUCACAAGCUUUUAGGCAACAGGUGGUCUUUGAUAGCGGGAAGAUUGCCUGGUCGAACAGAUAAUGAGAUUAAGAACUACUGGAAUUCUCAUUUGAGCAAAAAAAUUCACAGCCAGAAGGAGAAACAAAGUGAAGCUUGUUCGACAACUAGAUCACAAGGCUCCAGAAACCAAUUAAGGAGGUUCGAAAAUCUAGAAGUCACAAAAUUAGAAGAGAUUAAUCCAUCCAAAGGAAUAAGUGAUCAAGAAUCAAACGUGGCCGCCAACGACUUUGACGUUAACAAUUUCUUUGAUUUCUCCGAUGAAGGACCGAUGAAUUUGGAGUGGAUGAGCAAAUUCCUUGAACGGGAGAGGUCUUGA
Messenger RNA from Morus notabilis, 690 nucleotides. RefSeq names its product transcription factor WER. Bases 1 to 690 code for a protein of 229 amino acids. Gene Ontology annotation, cellular component: nucleus. Gene Ontology annotation, molecular function: transcription cis-regulatory region binding. The record is from RefSeq and is a predicted model, not a curated record. NCBI's taxonomy places the organism in Eukaryota, Viridiplantae, Streptophyta, Magnoliopsida, Rosales, Moraceae. Gene Ontology annotation, biological process: cell differentiation. The transcript is spliced from 3 exons.